Molecule: messenger RNA, 171 nt
Organism: Paraglomus brasilianum
Lineage: Eukaryota; Fungi; Glomeromycota; Glomeromycetes; Paraglomerales; Paraglomeraceae
Source: the annotation of a GenBank genome assembly
AAAAAAAGCAGGGUGCUAAUAAACAGCCUACCGGCGAUAGAAGGCGACCCUGAAGAAAUACCGGAACAGAGAAAACACGGGAAAGAUCAUAAAGAAAAGAAACUAAUAUGGUUUAAUAAGUGGAGGGACACCUUCAUCAACGAAAACACUGCAAACUAUAACAUCGACUAA